CUCCCUGUGGUUGUAUUUGCACUGACGUACUCCCUGACAGUAGGAGGCAAGGCAUCCACCAUAGCCCUCAUGUGGAAGAACAGCAACCUCCCUACCUCGGUGUACUUUGUCCUCCGUAAUCUCUCCUUUCUGGAGAUGUGGUACGCUAUGGGCGUUGCUCCCACAGCCAUAGGAGGCAUGCUGGGGACUAGCGAGACCAUCUCCUCCAGUGUCAGCAUCCUCCAGUUGUUCCUUCUUCUCUCCCUAGGCUCCACUGAGUGUUUUCUCCUCUCUGUCAUGGCCUAUGACCACCACUUAGCCAUGUCCUGCCCCUUGAGAUACAGCUCUGUGAUGAGCAGUGUCCUCUCUGCUCGGCUGGCACUCAGCUCCUGGCUGGGAGGCUUUCUGGCCAUCUCGCUGCUGACCUUUCUGACAUCCAGACUAACGCUAGGUGCUCCAGAUGUCCUCAAUCAUUUCCCCUGCAAUAUAGAUUCCUGCCUUGCCCUCUCUUGCAGUGACAUACGGCCCAUGGAGCUAGUGACCUUCCUUGUCUCCGUAAUUAUUGUGGUGGCCUCCUGUGUGCUCACCCUUCUGUCCUACAUGUACGUCACCCCUUCCAUGCUGAGAAUCCAGUCAGCCCAUGGCCAGGAAAAGGCUUUUUCCAUUUGCCCUGCCCAUCUCCGUGUCAUCAUGAUCUGGUACGGCUCCACCCUCUUGUAUGUCAAGCCAUCGGCUGAGAUCCUGGAUCUGAACAAACUUGCGAUUCCCUUUAACACAGUCUUAACUCCUUGUUGA
This is a messenger RNA of Phalacrocorax carbo (great cormorant), 774 nucleotides long. Lineage: Eukaryota; Metazoa; Chordata; Aves; Suliformes; Phalacrocoracidae. The record is from RefSeq and is a predicted model, not a curated record.